AUGGCUACGUUUUCUUCAGAGAGGACCACAACCUCCAGCGAAUCACAUGUCAGCACCACAAAAUCUGCCCAAUCACAAAGGACUUUACAAACCACAUCUAGCUUUAGCCAAACGAUAGCUCCUACAACAUUACAGUACCACUCAAGAAGUGUGUUCCUGAUGCAGGUAAAGAGGGGAGGAGCUUAUUUCCUAUGCCAUGGUUCACUGAACCCAAACCCCAAAGGUCCAGACCUGAUCCAGACCAGGUCCAAAGCUGAUCCUGGGUUCGAUGGAGCAGAUAAAACCGCAGUGCAUUCACUGACCGUGACAGACUCUGGGUUUUCUGACAGCUGUGGGACAGAGGAACACCUGAUGCUUCAGGAGACCACCAAGAGACAGGGAAAUGAAGGGGGAUCAGGGGUGGACUAUUUUAACACACAGAACAGGAUAUCUGGUCCGUGUCGGUUCGCCUGUCUGAAUGGAGGCCAGUGUGUGAACUCAGAGUCAUGUGACUGCAGUCUGUACCAAGCCACGGGAUACAGGUGUCAGACAGUACCGAACCAGGGCUUUGAGCGGGAGAUGACCUGCAGGAGUUGGGGCCAAUACAACUUUGAGACUUUUGAUGGACUUUACUUCCACUUCCCUGGACGCUGCACUUACACACUCCUGAGAGACUGUGAGGAGGGCUCUGGAGUCACUGUGCAGGUUCACAAUGAUCCAGACUGUGGCACCUCUGCCUACAGCUGCCAUCGCUCUGUCAGUCUGUUCAUGAACUGGGAUGGAGAGAUCAGACUCAAUGCUCGCAAUGUCACUUUUAAAGGACAAAGGCUGGACCUCCCUUACCACAUCCAUGACUUGAUGUUGGAGCAGAUCUCAGAUUACAUUUUGGCAACACAGCAUGGCUUCACUCUGGCCUGGGACGGACUCCGCGGCUCCAUCUACAUCAAACUCAGCCCAGACUACGUGAGCCGCACCUGUGGUUUAUGUGGCAACUUCAACGCAGAUGUGCAGGACGAUCUACGCACCAGCUACGGUGUGCCCACGGAGGAGAUUGAGAUGUUUGGGAACAGCUGGCAGGAGGUGGAGCCAAAUGAGUCCAGGUGUCCCAUAGUGUCUCCAGGAUUCACCUCUCCCUGCUCUGGAGUCCCUGACCAUGUACUACAGAAAAUCCAUGAGGUGUGUUCUCUUCUCUUGGAGCCUCCCUUUUCAGACUGUCAUGAGUUUGUGAGUCCUCUGUCCUACAUGGCCUCCUGCACCAACGACCUCUGCCUGUCUGGUCCUGUGGAUGAGAUGUUGUGUUUGGUGCUGAGUGAAUAUGCUAGAGCCUGUGCCCAUGCAGACCACCCCCUGCAGCAGUGGAGACAGGACUUCCCUCUCUGUGAGAAGCCCUGUGCCUCUGAUCUACAGUGGAGAGAGUGCAUCAGCUGCUGUCCUCAGACCUGUCGUCAGGAGAAGAACUGCAUCGACAGCAGACUGGCCUGUGUGGACGGCUGCUACUGCCCGGAAGGCCUGGUUCUUGAGUCUGGGUCCUGUGUGCUGCCGUCUGAAUGUCCCUGUGAACACCACGGUCUGAUGUACCCCUCAGGACAAACACUGGAAGAUCGCUGUAACACCUGUACCUGUGUGGGGGGAGUCUGGAACUGCACCGACUACACCUGUCCAGUGGAGUGCUCUAUCACCGGGGACAUGUUUUUUCAGUCAUUCGACGGCAGAGUUUUUUCGUUCGCUUCGACGUGCCAGUACGUUCUAUCCAAGAGCCACAGCUCCGGACGGUUUACCGUCACCAUCCAGAAUGCCCCUUGUGGACCUAACCUGGAUGGAGCAUGUCUGCAGUCGGUCAGUUUGGUGGUGGAUGAGGACCCCAGAUCAGAGCUGACCCUGAGUCACGUGGGAGAAGUCUUUCUGGGGGGACAGUACCGCAUCUCCCUGCCGUACUCUGAUGAGUUGCUGGAGGUGCAGGAGCUGUCCUCCAUGUUUGUCCAGGUGCAGACUGUCUUUGGGCUCCGGCUGCAGUUCUCCUGGUCUGAGUCCAGGCUCUACCUCCAGCUUGACCAGCGCUGGCUCCACGACACGGUUGGACUAUGCGGCACCUUCAACGGGAACAGCCAGGAUGACUUCCUUUCUCCGUCAGGGAUGAUCGAGAGCACUCCGCAGCUCUUUGGAAAUAGCUGGAAGGUUUCUUCUGCCUGCGCCGUGAGUCUGAGCACUCCUGAGAUUGACCCCUGUGACGCGCACCAACAGGCCGUGUCCUAUGCCUCAGAGAAGUGCUCCGUUUUGACCCAGGACCUCUUUGCCUCUUGUCACGAGCACCUGAGCCCGGGUCCGUUCCUGCUGCAGUGUCGAUCUGAUGCAUGUAAAUGUGGAGCUCCGUGUUUCUGCUCCUCUCUGGCUCAUUACACUCGUCACUGUCGAAAACACGGAGUCCUCAUUGACUUCAGAGCUCACAUCCCAGAGUGCGAGGUGACGUGUCCAUACUCGAUGGUCUAUGGUCCCUGUGUCUCUUCCUGUCUGCGGCGCUGCUCGGCUCUGUCUCUGCCUCAGUCCUGUUCAGAUGAAUGUGAGGAGGGCUGCGUGUGUCCAGAGGGGACAUUCUACAACCACCGCACCCGCACCUGUGUCCAACGGAGCGAGUGUCCGUGCAGUUUUCUGGGGGCAGAUUAUGAACCUGGAGACAUGAUCAUGACUUCAGCAGGUGUUCAGUUGUGUACAGACGGGAAACUAGUCUCUCAAACUCCAGCUAGUGACGGCUUGUGUCCCAUGGGUCAGAUCUACCUGAACUGCUCUGUCGCAGGAGUGAUGCCACAGAGGGGCGUGGCCUGUGAGCGCACCUGUGAGUCAUACCUGCUGAACCUCACUUGCUCCUCCCACGAGCCCUGUGUGUCCGGCUGCAUGUGCCCCCCUGGGCUGCUGAAACAUGGAGACGAGUGUUUCGAGCCUCCGGCCUGUCCCUGUCUGUGGAAGGGAAAAGAGUAUUUCCCCGGCGACCGUGUCUCCUCUCCCUGUCACCACUGUGUUUGUCAGCAUGGCACGUUCCAGUGUGUUUUUCGGCCCUGUGCCUCCAUGUGCUCAGUCUAUGGAGACCGACACUACAGGACCUUCGACGGACUGCUCUACGACUAUGUGGGCUCAUGCAGAGUCCAUCUGCUCAAGAGCAGUGUUGAUACUCCUGUCAGUGUCAUGGCUGAAAAUGUGGAUUGUUUCGACAGUGGAGUGAUCUGCAGGAAGUCGCUCCUCAUCAGUGUGGGACAAACGGUCAUCGCCUUUGAUGACGCCUCUGGGAAACCAAACCUGUCCAGUGUGAUCGAUCGCAAGCAGAGGGUUUUCCUGUUCUCCGCUGGGAUUUUCUCCGUGGUUCACUUCCAUGAGGAGGACCUGACCAUGCUGUGGGACCGGAAAACCACAGUCCACAUACAGGCCGGACCACGCUGGCAGGGGAAGCUCAGUGGUUUGUGUGGAAACUUUGACUUGAAAACAGUGAACGAGAUGAGAACGCCAGAGAGCAUUGAGUCCCCAACGCCCCAGGAAUUUGGCAACAGCUGGACCGCCACUGAGUGCCUGAGCAGCCCUGAUGUGAGACCUCCCUGUUCUGUGUUUCCUCUCAGAGAACCUUUUGCAAAGAGACAGUGCUCUGUCCUGCUGAGCGAAGUGUUCCAGAGCUGCCACCCAGUGGUGGACGUGACAUGGUUUUACAUGAACUGUGUGGCCGACACUUGCUCGUGCAGCCGAGGGGGAGACUGUGAGUGCUUCUGCUCCAGUGUCGCUGCCUACGCCCAACGCUGCUGUCUCCAAGGAGUGUCUGUGGACUGGAGGAGCCCCUCUCUCUGCCCUUAUGACUGUGAAUACUACAACAAAGUCCUGGGUAAAGGUCCAUACAGGCUCAUCCCAUUCAGAGAUCGGACCUCGGUUCUGGCCUCCAGCCGUUCUCUGGGCUCUGUGUUUCUGGUUCGGGCCAAUAGCAGUGAGAGCCAAGGCUUUCUGUCCAAGUUCAUGAUGACCCCUGGACUGAGCCGCUCCAGGCCCCACGACAACUCUCGUGUCUCCUUUGAAGCGGCCGACCGUCCGAACUACUUCCUGUUUGCUAGUCCAAGCGGUGAGGUGAAGCUGUCCAAAUGGCGUGACAACGAUGCAUUCUGGGAAGGAGCCACCUUUGUGCUGCACAGAGACACCUGGAUCCCGGGUUUCGUUUCAUUGGAGGCUCAGUCCAAACCCGGGUUUUUCCUCCACGCAACGCGACUCAUCCACCUGCUCAAAUACAGGCACACAGACAGCUACCGCAAGGCAACGCUCUUCAGAGUCACAGGCCCCAGUGCGGACGCCUCAGUGGGUCCUCAGUGUCAGUGGAGGUACGACUCAUGCUCUGUGCCCUGUUUCAAAACCUGCAGCGACCCAAGAGCCGACUCCUGCACCUCCAUUCCACAAGUAGAGAGCUGUCUCCCAGUGUGUCCCUCUCACAUGGUGCUGGACGAGGUCACUCAUCGCUGCGUUCAUCUCCAGGACUGUAUUAACCCCCCAGUUGGUUCUGACAUCCCUUCUUCAAACACCACUUUUUCAGCCGUCAUGACCCCUGAAGUCCAACAGGGGCAGUACACCUCCAGAGUCACUGAAUCUCCAUUGACCAGAACGACGACUAGCGCACCAUACGCUAUCACCGCAUUGUUUUGGUUCACAGAUGUCGUGUCUGUUACCGAUCUUACCACCACACCAGAGCCCACUAAAUCUGCAGAAAUCACUACAAAGACGACUAUAAUUACCACCAAACCAAAAACCACAACCAAAAAAGCUGAACCUACGCCUUCAUCCAAACCUUCAACCAAGUUUACGGAGGAGUGGAUUGUCCGUGGAUCGACUACACCUGUUUCCAUAACAACGGUAACUAGUAAAGUGACAACAAAAGAGGGAGGAGAAGAGGAAGAAGGGGGAGGGGCUACAACGGUGACCACACCAAAAGCCACACCCUCCACUGUUUUGGAUACGACGAAAAGUACAGAGACGACAGUGACAGUGAGUCUGCAAACAGCCCGCGCGUGUACGCCUCCGUAUGCAGAGAUCAUUGAUGAAUGUACCAAACUCAUCUGUGUGAACCAUCAGCUUGUCCUGUUUAACAAAUCCCAGAGCUGCCCUUUCACCUCUGACCCCCCAAACUGCGGCCUGCUGGGGUUCGCUGUCCUGGUGAAUGGAGACAAGUGCUGCCCCCAGUGGAGCUGUCCAUGUCGCUGCUCAUUGUUCCCAGACCUGAGCGUGAUCACAUAUGAUGGGAACAGCGUGGCUGUUUUUAAAGCUGCUUCUUAUAUCAUCACUCAGCUCCAAAACGAGGAGAUCUCUGUGUCUGUGCAGGAGUGUCCCGCAGACUCCAGCUCUCCGCUGCUGUGGAACUUCACUCACUUGUGUCUCGUGGCUCUGAACAUCACUCACAAAUCCAACCACGUCGUCAUCGACAGACUUCAGCGCAGGUUGUACGUGAACUCUCGAUACGCCAAGCCGCGAUUUAAGAAGUUUGGGUUUGAGAUCUACGACACAGGGAACAUGUAUCUGAUCAAGACUCCAGCCGGACUCAAACUGCAGUGGUUCCACUCCACGGGGAUGAUGGUUGUCGACACGGAGGCGCACUACAACAGACUGACCACCAGAGGGCUCUGCGGUUUCUGUGAUGGAGACCCCAGUAAUGACCUGACUCUGCCCAGUGGCUCCUCUGUGUCCGACAGUGAAGCGUUCAUCGAGAGCUGGACUAUCUUCAACACCACGUCCUUCAUCAGCUCCACCCGACGAAGAGACGCCAACUGCACCACCAGCGACUGCUCUGAGUGUCUGCGCAUGCUCCAGGGACACGACUACAGACCCUGUCACCAAUAUGUUCCUCCCAGUACGUUCUGUGAACUGUGGGUCCGAGACACAGAGUAUGUGAACAACCACUGUGUGGCUCUAUCUGCGUACGUCGCCUCCUGCCACAAGUUCAACAUCUGUAUCGAGUGGAGGAGGCCAGACCACUGCCCGUUCCUGUGCCCUGACGGCCUCCAGUACCAGUCAUGUCUCCCCGCCUGCUCCGCCUCCUCCUGCCCAAACCAGGACUUCGACUCAGACCCAGACCAGUGCUCCGGUCUCACUGAGGGCUGUGUGUGUCCGGAAGGAACUCUGCUGCACCGGCCCUACUCCAAGCUCUGCAUACAGCCCGACAAGUGCGCGUGCACAGACAGCACUGGGCUCCCUCGCUCUCAUGGGGAGGUGUGGAAGGCCUCUCACGACGCCUGCUGCAUGUACCGCUGUGACAACGACACUAUCGUCCCAGUGGAGUUCAACUGUUCCACCGCAGUACCACAGUGCCACAGACAGGGGGAAGUAGUGAUCAGCCUGGCCGACCAGAACAGCUGCUGCCCUCACAAACUCUGCGUGUGUAACCAGAGCCUGUGUGAGCUGCCUCCUCCUCAGUGUAAUUAUGGAGAGAAGCUGGUAUCUUAUUACAGACAGGACUCGUGCUGCCCCCAGUACUCCUGUGAGUGUGACCCGGAGCUGUGUGAGUCUGUGAUCCCAUCGUGUCGAGAUGAUCAGACUUUGAUCUCCACCAGAGCCGACGGGAGCUGCUGCCUCGCACACAUCUGCAUGUGUGCGUCGUGCUCUGAGGCACCCCCUCUUUGUCAGGAUGGAGAGGUACUCACUGUGGACUUCAACACGACUGACCGCUGCUGCCCACUUUACGGCUGUGUGUGUGAGCCACACCGUUGUCCUGAGAUCAGCUGCCCCGUCGGAAUGUCCCUUGUCUCCAGCUCUGUCCCAGGACGCUGCUGCCCAAAACAAACAUGUGAAUGCGCCUGUGACAAGAUUGCCUCUCCAAAAUGUGGCCUGGGAGAGAUGUUGCAGCUGGACCGAUCCUUCAUGUCCGAUCCUCAAAACCAGUGCAGUUGUAAUAGAUACAAAUGUGUUCUAGAGCCUGGCUGUAUCUUCCCUGAGCGUGGUCUCCUGCUCCUCCCUGGUCAGACGUUGGUGGAGCACAGUGAUGGAGGCGUUUGUUAUAGCCGUCAGUGCAGCCGUUCCAUUGACUCCAGUUCUGGCCUCAACAUCAUGAGGACCACCACCCACAACUGCUCCACCUCCUGCCUCCCCAAUCAGAUUUAUGUUCCUCCCAAAGACCAGUCAAGCUGCUGUGGCUUCUGCAAAAACAUCUCCUGUUCCUACGAGCACGAGAACGGCACCACCAACUAUUACAAGCCCGGUCGCUCAUGGAUAUCUAACUGUAUAAAGUAUGACUGUGCAGACACAGAGUCUGGCUCCACUCUCAUUUCACUCCCCAUCAGCUGCCCCCCUUUCAACGACUUCGAGUGCCUCCAGAAUGGAGGCCAUGUGGUGAGUUACAUGGACGGCUGCUGCAAAACCUGUAACGUCUUCGCUCUGUUGCCUUUUCCCGUUAGCCCCGUGUCUCCCACAGUCAGCUCAAACUGUGAACGAGGUAAAGAAGACGGAAAGUCGUGUCAAAAAGUCACUGUGAGAAUGACCAUCAGGAAAAACAACUGCCGCAGUAACCGACCGGUGAACGUGGUCUCGUGCGAUGGGAAGUGUCCCUCUGCGAGUAUCUAUAACUACAAUAUAAACACAUACGCACGAUUCUGUAAGUGCUGCCGCGAGACUGGGCUCCAGAAACGUACUGUCCAACUCUACUGCAGCAACAACGCCACCUGGGUCAACUACGACAUUCAGGAGCCCACUGACUGCUCCUGUCUCUGGUCCUAAAGGGGGAGGCACCUGUCAACGGUCCUGCUCCUGUCUACCUGCCUACUACUUACAGUCUAAAUUGGAAUAUCAUAUCUUUGCAAUGACAUCA
This is a messenger RNA of Periophthalmus magnuspinnatus, 7789 nucleotides long. RefSeq names its product otogelin (gene otog). Gene Ontology annotation, cellular component: extracellular matrix. Gene Ontology annotation, molecular function: alpha-L-arabinofuranosidase activity. Bases 1 to 7698 code for a protein of 2565 amino acids. The record is from RefSeq and is a predicted model, not a curated record. Gene Ontology annotation, biological process: L-arabinose metabolic process. The transcript has 57 exons. NCBI's taxonomy places the organism in Eukaryota, Metazoa, Chordata, Actinopteri, Gobiiformes, Gobiidae.